GGUAAGAGGAGGUAGGCCUAUCGGCCGCGCUGCGCUCUGCUCUGCUCUCCUCUCCUCUCCCAGAAACGUUGUGAUGCAAUUUAAUUUUGUUGUUUUCGGGCCUAAAAGUGAAAGUUUCCACUGAUAACAGACGCAAAUCCGCCCAGUCCCCGACCACUUAAGCCCCGACCGGAGUCAGCAGGGCGAGUCAAUCGAUUGGGUCACCAGCAGUAGCAGCAACAGAACUUGACCCGCUCCGCAUUCCAAAGGGCGGCCGCACAUGGGGCGCAGGGUCAAAGGCGAGCCAGAAAGACCGGAACACACAGAUAGCGCCAGCCGAUGAGCGGUCAUCGCAAAGUGGGCGCGGAGGCCUAACCUCAAAGCACGAGCACGCAUCGGCACCCAGAGAUUCCCGUUGUUCAUUCCUUAUUCCCAUUCCUUGCGGAUCGGACUAUCAGGAUCCACGGAGGAGCUCCACCGCCGCAACAUGCAGCGCCUCAUGCCGGCGUCCUGGACCAGUGGCGGCAGCCUGCUGCCCUUCCGCGUCUCCACCACCACAAAGGUUGUUCUCUUCUCACUGACCGCCGGCGUAGCCCUGAUGAGCGUCCUCUCCCGCUUUCUGCGGCGCCGCAAGCCGCCUCGUCCGCCUCGCCGAGCAAGGAAGUACACGGGCCGGAGGAACCGCAACAGUAUGCGCAGUCCCAACGACCUCAUUUCGAUAGCCGGGUCCAAGGCCUCGGCGAGAUCAGGCAGCCCGGUGGGCUCCAUGCUGGCCUACUCGGACCGCCUUUCCAUGGCCUCUGGAUCGAUUGGCGUUGGUGUACAGAAUGCGGGGCCUGGCAGCUCGGUGGUCACACAGCUGACCGCCCAACAGCUGGGCAUGAUGGGCAUGGAGGCGCUGGACACGGUAAUCAACUUUUGGGAGGAUGCCCUGGCGGCACACUAUUCCCCCGGCGGCCUUCCCGCCCUGUUAACCACGGCGGAGGACUCGGAGUUCUGCCGCGAGAUCCAGAACCUGCUGGAGAUGGCCUACACACUGCAGGAGCAGAGUGAACUGCUCUUCCUGGACCAGCGCUCGGUGCUGUUCCGCGAGGAGCAUUCCAUCGAUGAGGCCGAGGAGGAGGCGGACGACGAUCGGCGGUCUCGCAAGUCCGGCAGUGUCCUAAGUCGAGCCGGCUCCGAUCCGAACUUUGAUUCCGCGGAGAGCUUUGCCUCCGCGUUGGACCAGGUGGCGGAUCUGCGGGAGUUCGACGGCUUCAUCGAGACGUCGUACGAGGAGUAUCCGCUGUUCCAGACUGCCCUGAAGCAUCACGAUGAGUAUACGGUGCCGUGCCGCACUAUUCGGGCGGAGCUGAUGCACUGCAGCACCGAUACCGAAUACUUGGCCAAGCUCCACUGCGUUCGGCUGGCAUUUCAGUUCCUGUUCAAGGAUCCGGCGGUGGGCCAGUGGAUCUGCGAUGCCGGCCGGCAGAUUCUCACCGAUCUGCUUUGCCUGGGCGAUAAGGAUACCAAGGAGUUUCUCGUGGGCUACGAGGACAUGGUCAACUAUCUGCACGACAGCAGCAACUGGCCAUGCAUCCAAAUGGAGCUAGAGCAGCGCAACGUCAAGGCGAUGACCUUCUACGACAUCUGCCUGGACUUUAUCAUUCUGGAUUCGUUCAAGGACCUAGAUGCACCGCCAGCCAGCGUCACGGCAGUGGUGCAAAACCGCUGGCUGUCUAACGGAUUCAAGGAGACGGCUCUCACCACAGCCGUGUGGUCGGUGCUGAAGGCAAAGAAGCGGAUGCUGAAGUUCCCCAACGGAUUCAUGUCGCAUUUCUACGUUAUAUCCGAGCAGAUAUCGCCGCUGAUGGCCUGGGGUUUCUUCGGGCCCAACGAGAACCUGCGUGACAUAUGUCACUACUUCCGGGAGCAGUUGCUCGCCUUUCUGGGCGACAUCUUCAGCUUCCAGAAGAGCCGCUUCACCACCAUCGAGGAGUUCUCACAGGACGUCCUGCAGCACAUGCAGACGCGUGUGAACAACAUUGGCGUGAAAUUCAGCCAGUAACUGGCAUUCACUUUAGCCUUCUAACCAUACUUCUUGGACUCCCUUUUACUUUUUACAAACCCGAUUGGUUCGGUAGUUUCCCUAAGACAAGCUCAACAAGUUGACUAAUUUUAAAGCCUCAUGCAUCCAGCCACAUGACACCAAAUCCACGCAUCGUCAUUGUAUGAUUAAGCUGCAUUUAAGUCGCCAAAACAUUUGUAAAAUAAAACUGUUUACCGCCCGUUCCGAGCAAAAAUCCAGCUGCGAUGCCUCCAAUUGCGUGGGAGAAGUGGGCCUAGGUAACCGACACGUCGCAUACCCUUUACUGUAUAAGUCAGUGAUUUACACUGCAAAUACUGACAUUACCACGCACAAAAGAAGGUACUUAAGUCAAUAACUAAAUAUUGAUCGGUUAUUUUGUUUAAUCACUAAGACCUCUAAAAGCAAUAAUUUAUAAUUUUGUUAAAUUAUGUAAAACCUAUAUUCACGAAAAAGAUUUUUGGAAUUUGAAAAUUUAUAAAACUUAGUGUUAUUCCUAUAAAAUUUAUGAUCAAUUUAUUACUUUUUAUAAAACGAACAAUUUAAAUAAUUUAAGAGAUUAAAUAAGCACUACAAGAAACAUUGAAACAUUGUUGAAUUAUUUAAUAUAUUUUAUUUACCAAACUAACGACCAAUCGUUCCUUAGAGUGAUGAUCCCAAACUCCAAUAUCCCAUAUAAAUAAUGUUUUUUGUAAACUAAUUCUGAAUUAUGUGAAAUAUAGUGAUCAUUGAUCAGUUUAUGCAAA
Drosophila rhopaloa is the source of this 2790-nucleotide messenger RNA. It is a transcript of the gene Miga, whose product is annotated as mitoguardin. The record is from RefSeq and is a predicted model, not a curated record. Bases 467 to 2026 code for a protein of 519 amino acids. Lineage: Eukaryota; Metazoa; Arthropoda; Insecta; Diptera; Drosophilidae. Gene Ontology annotation, biological process: mitochondrial fusion. The transcript is spliced from 3 exons.